GAAAGGGCAGGAUGUCACCAAGGAGCGGCUGUGUCCUGGAUGUCGGUGACUGGUUGGUUGGGGACCGUGAGUAAGCUGCCUAACUAGCGUGGCGGGGACAGAGCUUGAGGAAGGUGCUGGAGACACCUCUCACCAAGAUGGCGGCUGGGGGGUAGUCCCUGCAAGGGGCGGCACCGCUAGUCGCCCGCGAGGCGGAAGCAGAAGGCACCCCCAGGCGCGCGACUUGGGACUAAGGCAGGGAGGCCACCGCAGGUAACUCGGAUCAAUUCAACCCCAGGGCGGUCCGGGCCCCGCCCCUUGCCCCGCCCGCCGCGGAGCCCAGAGGCGGUGGGCAAGGUGGAGCCCGGAUCCCCGCCCCGCCGGGCAGUGGAGGCCGUUCCAGCACAGGCCGUCCAAUGGCGUGUAGCGGGCGGGGCCCGGCGCACAUCUACCGGCCGCUUGGUCCAGGGCCAGGCACGGGAGCCAGUCAAGAACUUGGAAGUCAGAACCCAACCACCUAAGAUGCUGAGCUCUUCCCAGAACCCUCAAAAUGGCACCUGGAAAGAGCCCUUCUCUCUGCUUUUGGUUCUUGGAGCUAUUCUCUACUUGGGCUACUACUGGACAUGUGUGCCCCAGCCUCCGACCAGAAUGCCAACCAACCUUUUCCACAGACAUUCAGCUGGGCAAUUGAUAUUACCUGAUCUCUCCAAAAUGGGUUUGGGGCACAGACAGACCGAGCGGGAGAGUCAGCGCUCAGUCAGUGGCAGCAGCUUCCAGCCCUGGUACUGAGUCGGUUGAGCCCGUGCUGGAGAGGUGGCUCUCCAGGACUGGCAUUCUUCAGGGCUCUCGAGGGACUCUAUCAGCUGAGGUGACUUGGCCGUUCCAGACUAAGGCAUGUUUGGAGGGGUCACCCUGAUGUCAGGCGCCUCACUGGCUGUGCAGAAUCCAGGGGAGUGAGGCAGACUGAUGUGGUUACAGAGGCCUCGACUAGUGACUGGGCCCUGGCUUCUGGCCUUCCUGGAGCAACAGUGUCCAGUCACUCUGGAGACGUUCUACCCUACGCCAUGGUGUUUUGAGGGGCGGCUACAAACCAUCUUCCGAGUCUUACUGCAGUCUCAGCCCCCAGUCCCUUAUUGGAGUGAAGUCCUCCAAACCCCAGAUGGAGGACAGCUCCUGCUAGACUGGGCUGACCCCGACAGCAGUCCACACCCUGCUGCUACCCGGCCCAUUGUACUACUGCUUCCUGGUAUCACAGGCAGUAGCCAGGACUCCUAUAUCUUACAACUGGUUAACCAAGCUCUGAGGGAUGGCUACAGAGCUGUUCUAUCUAAUAACUGAGGCUACCGCGGGGAAGAACUGCUGACCCACAGGGCCUUUUGUGCCAGCAACACUGAAGAUCUGACAGUCGUGAACCACAUAAAGCACCGCUACCCUCAAGCGCCACUCCUGGCUGUGGGCAUCUCUCUCAGAGGUAUAUUAGUGCUGAACCACCUAGCACGAACAGGGCGGGAUUCGGGGCUGGUGGUGGCACUGACUCUGUGUCCGUGCUGGGAUUCCUUUGAGACCACCUGCUCCCUGGAACCCCCACUCAACUCACUGCUCUUCAACCAGCGCCUCACUGCCAAGCUCUGCAACAUUGUGAACCGAAAUAGAAAAGUGAUGGAAAAGGUGGUGAACGUAGACUUUCUGCUACAGGCCCGAACAAUCCACCAGUUUGAUGAGCGCUACACAGCUAUGGUCUUUGGAUAUCAAGACUGUGUUACCUACUAUCAAGCAGUAAGCCCAAGAACCAAGGUAGAUGCCAUCUAGGCCCCUGUGCUCUGCCUCAAUGCAGCUGAUGACCCCUUCUCCCUGAUCCACGCCCUUCCUCUCCAGGCUGCCCAACACUCUCCCCAUGUCGCACUGCUCAUCACAGCCUGGGGUGGCCACAACGGCUUCCUGGAAGGCCUGUUCCCCUGGCAGCACUGCUACAUGAACCACCUCUUGCAUCAGUACACCAAAGCCAUCUUCCAGCACCCGGUGGAGCUGCUCAACCUCAGGGGUCUCUCACCUUCUGAGGGAGGCAAGAGCUGACAGGAGUACCACUGGGCUCUCAGUUUAGUCUUUGCUUGUUUAUUAAAUACGAUCUUUUCCUGCUGAA
Messenger RNA from Suricata suricatta (meerkat), 2119 nucleotides. It is a transcript of the gene ABHD1, whose product is annotated as abhydrolase domain containing 1. The record is from RefSeq and is a predicted model, not a curated record. NCBI's taxonomy places the organism in Eukaryota, Metazoa, Chordata, Mammalia, Carnivora, Herpestidae. Gene Ontology annotation, molecular function: monoacylglycerol lipase activity; acetylesterase activity. Gene Ontology annotation, biological process: medium-chain fatty acid biosynthetic process; medium-chain fatty acid catabolic process.